Molecule: messenger RNA, 783 nt
Organism: Trypanosoma brucei brucei TREU927
Lineage: Eukaryota; Euglenozoa; Kinetoplastea; Trypanosomatida; Trypanosomatidae
Exons: 1
Coding region: 1-783 (260 amino acids)
Source: RefSeq, a predicted model, not a curated record
AUGACAAUUUUGUCUUUGCACGGCCGCAACGGUGCCGACGCCCAGAAAUGGUUUGAAAGUGGCCUUUUGCCAUUCCCAGGUGGUCAGAAGUCCUUCGAGAUGGUAUCAGUUAUGCCCGCAUUGGUGUACCACCACUGUAUGUUGUAUUGGGCGAAGCUGGGCUGUGCAGCGCUACUGCAGGAGGGGUCUGUCGAAAUGACGGGAAAGGCGGGGAGUGAGACGCUGAUGUUUGUCGUGAGGAACAUAUGUUGUAUCCAGAUUGCGGAGUCGCCGCGAUGUUUGCCAAAUUGGCGGUUGCUGGAUAGGGUGUUGGAUGAGUUGUUGAAGCGGUUAGAUUUUGUUGCAAACUGCGAGGAUGGCGUCUGGUCUUUCGCCAGCACGACAAUGAGACGCAUGCAGUGUUACCUCCGAUCAAACAUCAUACGAUACCUCGAGGUCCGAGACCGCCCACUUGAGGGUCAGUGUGGGCUGCUUCGUUAUCGAGGUGCAUUUGAUUGUGCAAUAAACGGCGUUAACAGCAGUGGUGCUUCCGGCAUGGGCGGUUGCCAAACGACAGAUGAGGUGCAUGUUGAAGUGUUGUCUGCGGAGACUCUCCGCAGCGCAGUUCAGGUGAUGUGCGGAUGUGAUGGGGUGAAAGUCCCUUGCGGGGAUUCAUCCGGUGGGGUUAAGGACGGUGCCGAUGCUCUUGCGGAUUUGGAGCUGGAGGAAUUUUUCUGCCGCUAUUUCCUUUGCAGUGCUCCGGCAGCGUUUGAUCAACCCACUAAACCGACUGUAAGGGAAUGA